ACUCAUCGUGCAUUAGUUAACGCUCGUGUUUUGUAUAUUUUCAACGUGAUCUCGUCUUUGCUUUCCAGUAAGCCCGUAAAUGUCAACAAAGAUAACAUUUAUGAAAAUUCUUAUAUACCAAACAGACUUUUGACAUUAAGUUUACUUGCAGAAAAUUAAUUCAGCCGGACUUCGAUAUAGAAGCGGCCAAGACGAAAAGAAAGACUUCCAGCAUGAUUAAUACAAAAGUGAACCCGUUGGAUCUGCAAAAAAGAAUAGAAUUAUUGAAAGGCGAGGAAAAAAUCACGGAACAGUUUCAUAAAUUAUCGAAAGAAUAUAAACUUAGCAGACGAGUGAAAAACGACGUGAAAAAACUUUUACAGCAUUUUCUUGAAAAAUUGGCCGAAUCCGAAACCAACACUCUUAAUGGACUCUCUCACAUGGUUUUGAGUUUCUACAAAACUACAGAAGAGCAUAUGGCCAAUAAUUCUGUGUAUAAAUCUUUGUCGUACGAAGACAAGUGGAAAAUUUUAUACAUGAUGGAGAAAUAUUUAACUGCUAGAUUAAAUAAGGUUAUAUUUCAAUGUAUUACUUUCGAAGAGAGCGAAAACGAUGCCGCAAUUCAAAAAAGAAUUCACGAUCAUUAUUGGAUAACUCCGAAACAUCUGGAUUCGAAAGUAAACUUGGAAGCCGUGAGAGACAUUUUGGAUUUAGCCGUAUCGGAUUUAAACGAAAUGAAUUUUAAGAGUUCCACACUGGAUAAAAUCGAUUGCGUUGUCGAAUGCAGUAGAAAGAUAUACGACAUAAUGAAAACUUGUUCGCAGGUAGAAGGAGGAGCGGAUGAUUUUCUCCCGAUAUUCAUAUUCGUAGUCCUAAAAUCGAAUCCACCGUAUUUAAUAUCAAAUCUAAAAUACAUAGAGAAUUUCAGCUAUCCCCAUCGAUUGUUAAGAGAGGAAGAAGGAUAUUACUACACCACACUGCUUUGCGCUGUGAAUUGCAUCGAGUGUUUUUCGGCCAAAAAUUUAAAUCUAAGUCCAGAAGAAUACGAUAAAUAUCUUUCGUCGAAGACCGUGCCGUCGAGUCCAGCAGAAUUUGUGACUCGUAAUAACAUUAACUGUCUUAACGAUUUGAAAUUUCGUAAAGAAAAAGUUUUAGACGAUGCCAAACAAAAUACGAACGAAUUGAAGCAAAGCUUGUCGAAAUCCGUUAACGACAUUUUCCACGUGUCGUCUGUACAGCCCGUUACGCUAUUAUACCACGAACACGAAACUUCUAUCGAAGAAGGAAUAGAAAUCGACGAGUUUUACACUCCAUUCUCUAACAUCGAAGACGUGCUUAAUGAAUACGUAAUAAUAGACGAAAUCCCGGAAAUUUCGUGAUGUCUACCAGGGAAAAAUUCCGAUCGAAAUACCGAAAGCGACUCUCUAAGAAUCUCGUAGAAUCUCUAAACUUACGCACGGUUAUUUUAUUUUAUUAUUUAAAUUUUGUUUUUUUUGUAUUAUAACGCGUAGCUCGGUUAAAUGUUAGGCUCGAGUAAAAAGAUGUAAAAAUCCUGUAUCCGGGUCUCUUUUUAAAGUCGAUUAACUUAAAAAUUGUGAUAUGUAAAUAAAGUAGAGCCUCGAUUAUCCGACCCCUCGGUUAACCGACCGUCCUAGUCAGCAAAUUUCAAAU
Messenger RNA from Centruroides sculpturatus (bark scorpion), 1650 nucleotides. RefSeq names its product rab5 GDP/GTP exchange factor-like. Bases 213 to 1358 code for a protein of 381 amino acids. The record is from RefSeq and is a predicted model, not a curated record. NCBI's taxonomy places the organism in Eukaryota, Metazoa, Arthropoda, Arachnida, Scorpiones, Buthidae. Gene Ontology annotation, biological process: vesicle-mediated transport. Gene Ontology annotation, molecular function: small GTPase binding; guanyl-nucleotide exchange factor activity. Gene Ontology annotation, cellular component: cytosol; endocytic vesicle. The transcript has 7 exons.